AUGGAAAUGGUCAAAUUCGAGGACGAGAGCUCUCUGGCUCGUCUAUAUAACGCCGAAACUUGGCCUGGCUUCUACUCUUCUUUCUUUCCUCCUCAUCACUUCAGAUCUCAGUCUCUGCCUCUGUGCCAACAACCAUUUUUCUCUUCCGAGCCUUGUCUCUGCGCUUCGAGCUUCACCUCGAGUCAGACCAGUAGCCUAGGCUACUCAGAUAACUUCACACACAACUUCCUCCCGAGUCCACCGCCAUCAAGUCUCUCAAGCGAUUAUAGCUGCCCAGACUGCUUUUUACACCACCCACCCCCGAAUCUGCCUCCGCCCAUCCUCCCCUCCCCCAACAUCUACCGCAGUCUUUACCAAGACCAGCUCGCUCCCAUCAAGACGGAGCCUUUACCCUUUUUUACACACAACUACCUCUCGCGUCUCCCACCUCCAAGCCUCCCUUCAAACAACAGCUGCGCCUGCUGCGCCUCCGACUCUUCCACCAGCACACAGUUGCCAUCUCCUCCCCUCUCCUCCGCCUCCUCCCACCACCAAGAGGCAAUGUCUUGCUCUCCCGUCUCCGCCCCCGGAAAGUCUCCUGCUGCAGGAGUGGGAGUCUGGGUGGGUGCCAGCAGAAAGUCUCCUGCUGCAUUGGGCGCGGUCCGAGAGUCUCCUGCUGCUGUAGUGGGAGUGUCGGUCGGUGCCAGAAAGUCUCCUGCUGCAGUGGGUGCGGCCCGAGAGUCUCCUGCUGCUGUAUUGGGAGGCUCGGUGGGCGGCCCCAGCAGAGUCUUGCCGGAUCAGACCCGGGCCCAGAAGAUCCGCGCGGUGCUCGAUGAGUACGAGAUCACCUCCCCCGCCCUCAUCCAGAGGCUCAUGCCGCUGCCUGUCGGCCGAGAGGAGAAGCGAAGCUUCGUGCGGCUCCUCCGCCUCCAUGGCGUCUCGUACGCCGACAUCAAGACCCUCGGGGAGCUCAGCACCUCCCUCAGCACCCUCCGCGGCUGGGACCGCAUGAAGAAGCCCCCCUCCGAUCGCCCUCGCAUCCCGCGCUGGAACGUUAAUGACGUCGAGGUUAUGAAACGGGCCGUGGACGCGGUGGUUGGGACGAUGGGCUUGGGGUCCCCCGGCUUCUGGCGUUGUGUGGAGGAGGUGAUGGCCAGGACCGGGGCCUCCCAUCGCUUCUCUGCCCAGGCCAUCGCGGCCAAAUACGACAACAGAAGUCGGGGCGACAUCGUCCGGCAGAAGGCCAACACCAUGGCCCAGUAA
Messenger RNA from Fusarium mangiferae, 1242 nucleotides. RefSeq lists its product as uncharacterized. Bases 1 to 1242 code for a protein of 413 amino acids. The transcript is spliced from 6 exons. NCBI's taxonomy places the organism in Eukaryota, Fungi, Ascomycota, Sordariomycetes, Hypocreales, Nectriaceae. The record is from RefSeq and is a predicted model, not a curated record.